UAUUACAUUGUGAAUGUUGUAGCAUAAGAGCAAUUGUAGCAGACCUAUCGAACGUUGAGCACAUUAAUAAUAAGAACUAAGAUUAUUUUAGUUCUAAAUCUGAACAUAAAGCUAGUUCUAGCAAUUUAAAGCCAAGGUCUUCAGUCUAUGCAGCAAGUUCUUCAGUCUAGUGUGAACAGCUCAUUUUGCCAUCGUCAUGUCUUCAGACAACACCUUGGAUGAUGAUGACACCUUUAAGAUCCUGAUUGCUACUGAUAUUCACCUCGGAUACCUGGAGAAAGAUGCCAUCCGUGGCAGUGACUCCUACAACACAUUUGAUGAGAUCCUGAAAUGUGCCAAGACAAAUCAGGUGGAUUUCAUCCUGCUGGGAGGUGAUCUGUUCCACGAAAACAAGCCCACGCGCCGAUGCCUCCACACCUGCAUCACCAUGCUGAGAAAGUACUGCAUGGGAGAGUCGCCCAUACACUUCAACAUACUCAGUGACCAGACGGUUAACUUUAACACCACACAGUUCCCCUGGGUUAAUUAUCAGGAUGAAAAUCUCAACAUCUCCAUACCCGUGUUUAGCAUUCAUGGAAACCACGAUGACCCGACAGGGGCUGAGGGUUUGUGUGCGUUGGACCUGCUCAGUGCGUCGGGUCUCUUGAACCACUUUGGUCACUCUCAAUCUGUGGAGAAGAUUGAAAUCAGCCCCAUCCUCUUGCAGAAAGGCAACAGCAAGUUGGCCUUAUAUGGCCUUGGUUCCAUCCCAGAUGAGCGUCUGUACAGGAUGUUUGUCAACAAUCAUGUGAUGAUGUUACGUCCCAAAGAAGACCAAGACGAAUGGUUUAACCUGUUUGCCAUUCACCAGAACAGGAGUAAGCACGGCCCCACAAACUACAUUCCCGAGCAGUUCCUGGAUGAAUUUCUGGAUUUAGUGGUGUGGGGUCACGAGCACGAGUGUCUGAUGGCGCCGACCAGAAAUGAGCAGCAGCUCUUCUAUGUGACGCAGCCUGGCAGCUCAGUAGCCACCUCGCUGUCUCCUGGAGAGGCGACCAAGAAGCAUAUAGGGUUGCUGAGGGUGAAAGGGCGUAAAAUGAACCUUCAGAAGAUCCCCCUAAAGACUGUGCGUCAGUUCUUCAUCCAGGACGUGGUGCUCUCUGACUACCAGGAUGCGUUCACAGUGGAUACACCCAAUGUGAUAAAGAAGGUGGAGAACCUUUGCCAUGCUAAGGUUAAUGAGAUGCUAGAAGAAGCCGAGAGGGAACGACUGGGAUGUCCGCUUACCCCAGAGAAACCGCUCAUUCGUCUCAGGGUGGACUACACCGGCGGAUUUGAGACCUUCAGCACAUCCCGCUUCAGUCAGAAAUACGUGGACCGCGUGGCUAACCCAAAAGACCUCAUUCACUUUCUCCGAUGCAGGGAGAAGAAGGAGCAAAUCAAAGAUGAACUCAGUGUGGACUACAGCAGAGUACUAAAAACAACUGCAGUUGAGGGGCUGAGAGUAGAAGACCUGGUGAAACAGUACUUUGAAGCGACCGAACAGAAGGUACAGCUGUCCCUCCUGACAGAGCACGGCAUGGGAAAAGCCAUUCAGGAGUUUGUAGACAAAGACGAGAAGGAUGCCAUUGAUGAGCUGAUCACCUAUCAGCUUGAGAAGACGCAGCGCCACCUCCAGCGUCGGAGUGUAAUCACAGAGCAAGAGAUCGACGCCGAGAUCAAGCAGAUGAGAGAGUCCAAAAAGAACACAACGGAAGAAGAAAAUGAAAUUAAAGAGGCAAUCAACAGAGCCAAGGCUCACCGCUUGGAGCGUGGAGAGACCUCACUGGACGUCAACAUGUCAGACCCGUCUAGCGACGGGGACUCUGAACAAGACGCUGCAUCAGCCAGAGGAAGAGGAAGAGGACGUGGGGGCAGAGGGCGGGGACGAGGGAGAGGUGCUAAAGCCUCUGAGCCGAAAUCCUCCGCACGAGGUACUUCCAAGAAAUCCUCAGUGACAAGCCAAAGUAGAAGCAUCAUGCAAGCAUUUCAAGGUCCGACCCAAAGACCUUGUCGGAGCGCAGCGACCACAUCCUAUGCAGCAGAUGAUAUAACCAUUGAUGACUCUGAUGAAGACGCUCCUGUAAUGAAAGCUCAGCCCUCUCCCAAAGCUGCGUCCACGUCGUCAUUCUUCCGGGCGAGUUCUCAGGGCCAGAGCCAGACUUCCAAAGGAGUGAGUUUUGAUGACAGUGACGAUGAGGAUGAUCCCUUUAAAGGCCCGGUCCGGCGUUCAAGGAGAUAACUACAAUUCCUUCCCUCAUAAAAGCUCAAGUUCCUCAUGUUGAUUCACCACAAAAUAAGUCCAAAUGCUACUAUGCAUCUAUGUUGUUCUGACACGCUCUAAGAGCAUGUCAAGGUGUUCUACAACUAUACAUAAAUCCAAUGCCACAAGGUAGGCUCAUUUAAAGCUCUUAGUUACAUCCCUUUUAAUGAGUAGAUAAGACAGGAGUUAUUCUCUAAUUAAAAUGUUGCAUACAAACUUGGAUUUAGGAUAUUUUUUCUUCAAAAGUCAAAACAAUGGGUGUUAAUUGGAUCCCUGCAGAGAAAAAGGGUUCAAGGUAAGACUAAAAAUUUGGAUAUACAGUAAAAGGUGGUUGGUUGCAGUAGACAGGUUUCUAUUUACACUGAAAUGCCAACCCGGAAUGAUCAUUGGCUCCUUUAGUCUUCAUAGUUUGUAUUGCAGACUGUCCUGUUACCAUUGGGUCGGAUGUGUCAAUGAAUAGAACAUAUAUAUAUUUCAUAUUUCUAGUACAUUAUUGCCAUUUAUUUAAGGUCACAAUGAUGCUGUUGUCUAGUCGUUCCUACAAUUUUCAUAAAUCCAUUGCUCAGACUUGAUUGACACUGUUGGGAGAAGUAUAAUCAAAAACUGAGCUGUAUUGUCUUUGUAGAUGUAAUAUUUUAUAGCAGCUCUUAGCAAGUAAUAAUAAUACUUUUUUUUUAUUUUAAGAGUACUCAAAGACACUAGUAGUUAUUCUAAAAUGUAAACAAUAUUGACUAAAAACAACCUGUAAUAAAUGAAGUGUCUGUUGAGUGGGUUUAUUGCAGUUUUGGCAAGUCUUUGUUCACAUACCUGUAUUUACAAAAAUAUACAAAUGCAAGAUAUAUACAGCAAAAAUGAUGAUGACAACAUCCAUCCAUCCGCUUAUCCUCACUGGGGUCGUGGGUGUGCUAAAGCCUAUCCCAGCUAACUGCGGGCAGUACACCCCGGACUGGUCACCAGUCAAUCGUAAGGCAUGUUUAAACAACCAACCAUUCACACUCACUCACUCGCACAUACGGGCAAUUUAGAGUCUUCAAUUAACCUACCAUGCAUGUUUUUGGAAUGUGGGAGGAAACCGGAGUACCUGGAGAAAACACACGCGGGCAUUCGGUCAUGCAAAAUCCACACAGGCGAGGCCGGAUUUGGACCCCAGUUCUCGGAACUAUGAGGCGGUUGUGCUAACCAGUCGUCCACUGUGCCGCCGUAAUGACAACAUAACAUUUAUUAUUUGAUAAUAAUAUCCGACAGCUGAUCACUACUAUCUUAUUUCAACUACCUCUAUAGUUAUAUUAUUUUAAACCUACAAGUGAAACCGCAACUUUUAAACUGAACAUGCUCAAACAAAAAAUUGUCUGAGAACAUAUAAAAGCCUAGUGAGUUAAU
Molecule: messenger RNA, 3661 nt
Organism: Phycodurus eques (leafy seadragon)
Lineage: Eukaryota; Metazoa; Chordata; Actinopteri; Syngnathiformes; Syngnathidae
Gene: mre11a
Product: MRE11 homolog A, double strand break repair nuclease
Exons: 20
Coding region: 197-2260 (687 amino acids)
Biological process (GO): double-strand break repair via nonhomologous end joining; mitotic intra-S DNA damage checkpoint signaling; mitochondrial double-strand break repair via homologous recombination
Cellular component (GO): nucleus; Mre11 complex
Molecular function (GO): 3'-5'-DNA exonuclease activity; DNA endonuclease activity; manganese ion binding
Source: RefSeq, a predicted model, not a curated record